This is a messenger RNA of Camelina sativa (false flax), 638 nucleotides long. The record is from RefSeq and is a predicted model, not a curated record. NCBI's taxonomy places the organism in Eukaryota, Viridiplantae, Streptophyta, Magnoliopsida, Brassicales, Brassicaceae.
CACACUGCUGGAAGAUACUCUGUCAAGAGGUUCAGAAAGGCUCAAUGCCCAAUUGUUGAGAGGCUUACAAACUCUCUCAUGAUGCACGGAAGGAACAACGGUAAGAAGUUGAUGGCUGUUAGGAUCGUCAAGCAUGCUAUGGAGAUCAUCCACCUCUUGACUGACGCCAACCCGAUUCAAAUUAUCAUUGAUGCCAUUGUUAACAGUGGUCCUCGUGAGGAUGCUACCAGGAUUGGAUCUGCUGGUGUGGUUAGGAGACAGGCUGUUGAUAUCUCUCCUCUAAGACGUGUCAACCAAGCGAUCUUCCUGCUCACCACUGGUGCACGUGAAGCUGCCUUUAGAAACAUCAAGACAAUUGCUGAGUGCCUUGCUGAUGAACUCAUCAAUGCUGGCAAGGGAUCUUCCAACAGCUAUGCCAUCAAGAAGAAAGAUGAGAUUGAGAGGGUUGCCAAGGCCAAUCGUUAAGGGAUCGUCCUUUCCUUUAUGUUUGCAUUAUAUCAAAGAGUUUUUGUGCUGUUUCCAUUAGCUUUGGAUAUGUUUCAGAUGAUCUCUCUAUCUUUAAUGAAGUUUUGACGCUUGAAUCGACUUGGGAUCUUGAUCAAUCAAACAUUUUCAUAUUUAAAACUAUUUCAUCUAUA